Messenger RNA from Drosophila ficusphila, 1567 nucleotides. RefSeq names its product vitellogenin-1 (gene Yp1). The transcript is spliced from 2 exons. Gene Ontology annotation, molecular function: lipase activity. NCBI's taxonomy places the organism in Eukaryota, Metazoa, Arthropoda, Insecta, Diptera, Drosophilidae. The coding region runs from base 56 to 1375 and encodes 439 amino acids. The record is from RefSeq and is a predicted model, not a curated record.
AAAUCAGUUCAACUCACUCAGCGUUGAAGUCGCAAUCCGAUCCCGCAUCCGUACCAUGAAUCCCAUGAGAGUUCUGAGCCUUCUGGCUUGUUUGGCGGUCGCCGUUUUGGCCAAGCCCAAUGGCCGCAUGGACAACUCGGUCAGCCAGGCCCUGAAGCCCUCGCAGUGGCUCUCCGGAUCCCAGCUGGAGGCCAUUCCCGCCGUCGACGACCUCACCAUCGAGCGUCUGGAGAACAUGAACCUCGAGCGCGGCGCCGAGCUUCUGCAGCAAGUUUACCACCUGUCGCAGAUCCACCACAACGUGGAGCCCAACUUCGUGCCCAGCGGCAUCCAGGCCUACGUGCCCAAGCCGAACGGAGAGAAGACCACGGCCCCCUUGAACGAGAUGAUCCAGCGGCUGAAGCAGGAGAAGCAGAACUUCGGCGACGACGAGGUGACCAUCAUCGUGACCGGACUGCCCCAGACGACGGAGACGGUGAAGAAGGCGACCCGCAAGCUGGUGCAGGCCUACAUGCAGCGCUACAAUCUGCAGCAGCAGCGUCGCCAGGGCAAGAACACCCGAGACAGCCAGGACUACCAGGAGCAGAGCCAGAACCAGCGCACCAGCAGCGAGGAGGACUACAGCGAUGAGGUGAAGAGCGGCCGGACCCAGAGCGGCGACAUCAUCGUCAUCGACUUGGGCUCCAAGCUGAACAACUACCAGCGGUAUGCGAUGCUCGAUAUUGAGAAGACCGGCGCCAAGAUUGGCAAGUGGAUUGUCCAGAUGGUGAACGAGUUGGACAUGCCCCACGACACCAUCCAUCUGAUUGGCCAGAAUGUGGGCGCCCAUGUGGCCGGUGCCGCUGCCCAGGAGUUCACCCGUCUGACCGGACACAAGCUGCGUCGCGUCACCGGACUGGAUCCCUCCAAGAUUGUGGCCAAGAGCAAGAACACCCUCACCGGUUUGGCCCGCGGCGAUGCCGAGUUCGUCGACGCCAUCCACACCUCGGUCUACGGCAUGGGCACUCCCAUCCGCUCCGGCGACGUGGACUUCUAUCCCAAUGGACCCUCGGCCGGAGUGCCCGGUGCCAGCAACGUUGUGGAGGCCGCCAUGCGUGCCACCCGCUACUUCGCGGAGUCGGUGCGUCCCGGCAACGAGAGGAGCUUCCCCGCCGUUCCGGCCAACUCGCUGCAGCAGUACAAGCAGAACGAUGGCUUCGGCAAGCGGGCCUACAUGGGCAUCGACACUGCUCACGAUCUCGAGGGCGACUACAUCCUGCAGGUGAACCCCAAGAGCCCCUUCGGCAGGAACGCUCCCGCCCAGAAGCAGAGCAGCUACCACGGUGUCCACCAGGCGUGGAACAACAACAACCAGGACAGCAAGGACUACCAGUAGGAUAAUCCCUGGGACUGGAGCAUGGAACAACCAACACACACACCCGCACACACACAACGACGCUUCCUGCGGAGCACUGUAGCCACUAAGUUGAACCCGAAUUGGCCCCUUUCUUGAGAUUCCUCAACCAUGUAACGAGCAGAUCGCUAAAUUCAACUGCAAAUAAACGCUUGAUAAAGAGCUUAAAAAUAA